Messenger RNA from Vombatus ursinus (common wombat), 5677 nucleotides. It is a transcript of the gene PTN, whose product is annotated as pleiotrophin. The record is from RefSeq and is a predicted model, not a curated record. Lineage: Eukaryota; Metazoa; Chordata; Mammalia; Diprotodontia; Vombatidae. Gene Ontology annotation, molecular function: growth factor activity. Bases 478 to 984 code for a protein of 168 amino acids. The transcript has 5 exons.
CCCCUUGAGUGACCUGCUUUUAAUAAGUUUUCCAAUCAGCUCACGAGUUAAAAAGUGCCCUUGCUGGUGCUGGCUUCCUCACUUUGCCCACUUGCCUCCCUCCCUCCUUUCGUUCCCUCCUUCCAUUCUCCGUUUUCUCUCUGGGCUCACUCCCCGUCAAGGCGUAAUUGAGUCCAAGGGAGGAUCAGCUUCCCUUGCCUUGGAGUCCAGAAAUCUUUCAUAGCAAGUCCCAGCGGGCGAGGAAAACCACAGCUGGAAAGGGGGAAAGGAAGAGACAAGUGAGUGAUCCUGUCCAGAAAGGAGAGAGAGCAGCUGGAGAAACAGCUUCCUCAGCAGCGGCGGCGGCGGCAGCAGCAGCAGCGGAGUCAGCGGGGCUGUUCCUGCCCGAUCUCCUCUCGCUAGACUCCUAGCAGCCAGCAUCCUCUCUCUCCGUUGAACAACAGCCAGAGCAGGAGAGCAGAGAUUCACAACUCCAAAAUGCAGCCACAACAGCAGCAACAGCAGCGUCGAAAAUUUGCAGCUGCCUUCCUGGCCUUCAUUUUCAUUUUGGCAGCUGUGGACAUUGCUGAAGCUGGCAAGAAAGAGAAACCAGAAAAAAAGGUGAAGAAAUCAGACUGUGGGGAAUGGCAGUGGAGUGUGUGCGUCCCGACCAGUGGGGAUUGUGGGCUGGGUACCCGGGAGGGCACCCGGACUGGUGCAGAGUGCAAACAAACCAUGAAGACCCAAAGAUGUAAGAUCCCAUGCAACUGGAAGAAACAAUUUGGAGCAGAGUGUAAAUACCAGUUUCAGGCCUGGGGAGAGUGUGAUGCAAACACUGCCUUGAAGACAAGAACAGGAAACCUGAAGAGAGCUCUUCAUAAUGCUGAGUGUCAGAAGACAGUCACCAUCUCCAAGCCAUGUGGGAAAGUUACCAAACCCAAGCCACAAGCAGAAUCCAAGAAGAAGAAAAAGGAAGGCAAGAAACAGGAGAAGAUGUUGGACUAAAAGACAGCAAGCUGGGAAGUACAUGAAAGGGACAUCAGCAAACAUGAUCAGUUAACAGUUUUAUUUACACCAACUGUAGGGGUUCUAUCCUGAAGUUAUUUAUAGCUUAAUUAUACAAUAGGCAGAAAGAAAAAAAAAAGAACUUUUUUAUAGUAGUAUUUUUUCAAGUGUAACCAUAACACUGUUAGGUGCCUGUAUUAAAAAACUGUAAUUCCAUUUAGAAAUUUUUUUCUAUUAUACAAUGAAUGAUUUAUAAAAACUUAAAGUCAAUUUUUCAAGUUUGAGUCAUGCACAAUUUUAGGUCUAAAACCAACCAUCUCUAUAUAUUGUUUUUCUUUUGGUGGGAGUUAAAAUUUCAUGAUGACUGAGUAAAUACAUUCUCAGGUUAGGUGCCCUCCCUUUCCAGGCUAAAUAAAGUUGAAUUCCUCUGCCCAUUUAUUAUAUAGAGAAAUGUCAUCUUUUCAACCAAUGAACUCUUCUUUGUUUUUAGUCAGCUAAAAGAGGAAAGGUCAGUCAUCUUAAACCUUUUCCUAUGUUCUGGACCAAAUGCUGUUUUUUUUUUAAAGCAAAAAUAUUAUUUUGUAUUAGAAAUGGUCUCCUACUUUGGCAGCAAUGUUUAUUUUCUAGACAAAAGAGAUUUUUUUUAUUUGAAAAAUUACUAUUAAGAAAAAUACUGUUUUGUAAAACAAUUCACUUCCAUAACCCUCCCCAACCUCCCACCAUACUGACCCACUCCCACUCCACCCAGUCUGACCUAUUAGCAAUGAGAAUUUUUCACUUAGAUUUAGUUAAAAGACUUCUGUGCAUGAGCAGAAGAUUUUUUUUUUUUAGUAAUGUUCGUUUCCUUUACAUCAGUUACUGGAAAGUGUGGUUAGUUUGGUGCUAUUGGCCUCAAGCAAGGCCACAUAUAGGACUGGCUUUGGGGAAGAGGAAAGAAUUACAUGUUUAAUGGAAAGACUUACAGUUGCAAAACACAUACCAGUCCUAGAGUAACAAUGUGAGACGUGGAAGAGUGCAAGCCCUGUGUCUAUGCCAGGCUAUUUGGUUCCAAUAGAUAUCAUGUGAGUGCCAAAGACCAUCUGUGUAGCACCUUUAUCUCUUGGCCUUGCAAGGGGCUUUUAUAAAGGAAGCAGAGCUAUAAUUGGGAAUUUAGGGGCCCAGGGAAAACAGCACAAACUGCAUCCCCCCAAUAAACCUUGAAAUUCAUGAUAUGCAAAUAAUAAAACAAGUAAGCAGGACCAAAUCAGUUGAAAAGGGGGAGUUAGUUACCACAGUGGCUCACAGAUGGGUGCUAUUAACAUUGCCUGUGAACUUGUAGCCUCCUAUUUUUUUUUCAUGUUAACUAGGUAGUUAUAAGUUCUUAGUUAUUAAUUUCUUAUUUCUAGCUGCAGGAGUGCAUGUGUUAAAUCUUUAUACUCUCUAAAUAGUGGUGCCCUGGAGCAAAGCCUCAAUCAUACCAUUCCAGUUACAUCUCUGAAUGAAAGAUUUCUCUGAUUCUAUGAGAGAUAGAAAGUUGUUUGGCAUUGGCUAAGUUCAAAGUAUCAAGCUUUACAUAUCAACUAUUCCAUAUAAACUAUUUCCAUAUCAACAAUUCCAAUCAACUAUUCUGUAAGGCAGAAGAUUAAAAUUAUUACUAUGUUUAUUUUAAGGAAGGAAUAUAUAUAUACCAGUAAUCUUAAAAGGGCAUGAGAUCCAUUCCCAGAAUAGUUUCAUCUGUUCUACCAUUAGUCUGGCCCAUCUCAUACUAAAUUCUUGGCAAAGUCCCACCUUUAGGGGGGCUGUGCUCAAUUCUGCCUCUGAACUAAAUGCCAGCCUACAAAAUAAUUAGGAAGAGAUAAGGGCUAUGCCUUGAGAUUGAUUCCCAUUUAAUAAAAGCAGAAUGCCUUAGAAAAUACAAAUGAUAACCAGGUACAUAGGAAAUGAUGUCUUUUUUCAAGCCAACCCCAAUCAAAGGGGGAAAAUAUGCACAGGGGGGAGAAGGAUGAGGUGAAAGAAAUGUAUUGCAUCCAACUGUCUGUUGGCUAUUCAAGAUUUCAUACAACUGAAUGAUGGGAGUGAUGGAAGGAGGUACACUACAUUCUAUUAGCUUGUCAUUAGGAUUGCUUCUCUAUUAGCAUUUACUAAGAGUACUGGUCAAAAAGCAACAGCUCAUGAAUCAGUAAUGAGUCAGAACAAGACCUCUCAAGUAACAGACAGCCUGGUAAAUAUCCAUGCCACACUCCUAUAUUGACAGGACAUUAUGAGAAGCCAAAGAAAUGCAGGAGAUUUCUGUUGUUUUAUCUCCAGCCCUUAACAAACCAUAUAAUUGACCCUCUGAUUCUUUCCCUUGUUAUGGACAAAAAAGGUCAGUUUGUAUAGCAAGGCUGUAAUCUCAGUUGCAUAUGUGUGAAAUUAGAUUUCCUUCCAACUGCCAUAACCAUUCUACUGAAACUGGCUUUCUCUGACUUGCUAAAUCAUAAUGAGAAACCGGGGAGAUGAGGAACAAAAAAGCCCAAGCUCUAAACAUGAGUGAUUAUUGCAUUUGGUGGUGGUGGUGAAACAACAGAUGAUCCCCACAGACCUGGGAGUCUCAGAAAACACCAGGGGAAACCCUUUUUCCAAACACUUUUCAUUUCAGAUCUGCUAAGCCUGGAGGGAAGGGGUGGUGAUACAGAGAGAACUCUGCUAGAUUUCCUUAUGUAUUUCAAGGGUUUCCAUUCAAGUAUUUGCCAGUUACCCAAGUGGAAGAAUACAGUAGGCAUGAGGCUUUCUCACAAAAACCUUCUGGCAAGUUAGAAAGAGAAUCCCCAUUAAAGGGUUCCCAGUAAUCACGUCUUAGUAUUCAGGAGGGGUGCUACCCCUUGACAACUUCUAACACAUGUCUACUUUCUUAGUUAUUCUGACAUACCAUGAAGAGCUAUGAUUCUACUUCUUCCCAAUUUGUGCAGGUUGUGAGGAAGAGGGAGAAGAAAGGAGUGGUUGAAAUGAGGCCCUUGUGUCAGGGCAGUUGGUAGCAAAUGAGUUCCCAAAGGCCUAAGAGAUUACAUAUAGAAUUCCCAGUCUCUGCUCUAUCAGAGAGUCAUAUAGGGAGUUGAAAAACUAUAUAGCCCAUGGGGAAGAAUCUGAUUACUUAGGAAGAAGAGGAAAAUUCACUUUCAAGAAGAGCUUUCUCUGGCCUCACUUCUAGGAUACCAUAUUAAGAAAUAAGGAGAAGAAAAUUCCAUCUCAUUAUCCAAGUUCAGGACUAUAGGGAUAAAGAGCCAUGCUUAGGUUUGUUCUGGGACUGAAAGGUUGAAAGACGACUUUGUAUUAAAACCUGGGUUGCUUUUAAACUAAGGAAAACUAAAGAAAAGAAUGGUAGUGAGUCCUGGAUAGCCCUUAAUUUUUACAUGCGUUUAUUUGAAAGCAAUUGAAAUUUGGCUCUUACUGCUGUCAAUUUUGAUCCACAAGGGUUUCAAAGUCACUGGGGGCAAUGAAUGAAAUCCUUAAAAUAAAGGCAUAGAUUUCUUACCCCUCCUUAAGCAUUGAUUUCUAGGUCACUUCCUAUAUAUUGUGUAACCUGAGGAGAGAUGGAAUUUAGUCAACUUCUGGACUCAUAAAUGUUUGAGUGGCCUGUGGGAAAGGCCACACAACUUUUUCCAUUAAAAAAAAAAAGAUGGUUCAGUUGGCCUCACCUUCUUAAGUGAAGAGUAAAGGAAUUAAGGAGACUUUGUGGGGUGUGAUGUUUUAUAAGGGAAAGAGAAAAGAAUAUUUUCCUUCAGAUUAGGUAGUUAUAACACGCUUUCCAAGUCUGAAAAAUCAAAACUUUGCUAGAAUGUUGUACAUGAUUCUAGUUUGCUAAAUGGGAUGGAGGCAAAGAAUUUCUCCCUUCUUAGUCUUCUUCCAUAAUGACAAGGGCAGGAAGUGAGUCCUGAAAGCGGUUUAUCAAGGCACUGAUUCCAGUUUUAAAAGAAGCUAUUGAUCUUUUUCAAUGAGUUUGCUCAAGAGGGAAGAAGGUCCUGAAUGUGUAGCAAGUAGUGCCUACCUCAUACUUGUCUGGAGUGCUGGCUUCCAGGGGAAGGACAAUGUGGAGGACACUUCAAAGAGGGUGACUAAUGUCCCCUUGCUACAUUAAUAUCUCUCUUUUAUUGCUCCCAGUCACCCGUUAUGCCAAGUAGAAACCAAAGUUAAAAUAUACCCUCAGGGUGACCUGGCAGUGCCUGGGCAGGGUAGCCAAUGAAAUAUCUCAGUUCGAGAAUGUUUUCAUGUGAGGAAAUGAUGGUCUAAAUGACUCUUCCACUUGAGAAGGGGGAAAAAAAUCAACAGAUCUUCCACUCUCUGCACCCACAACUUUGCUCUUAUAGCUUAAAAUAAGAAAAUAUAUUCAAAUACAAAGUUAACAGGCACAGAAGAUUGAUGAAUCUCAUGUAUAUACCUAUUAAACUUUAUAGUACCAAGGUACUCAUGGGGUUGGGUGAAGUUUUUAAAAUUUUUUUUUUUUGUAUAUUGAUUGUUAGAAGCAUAUUAUCUUUUGGUCUUUAAAAUCUGCACGAAAGCCAUAUAUCUGCAUAAUAGAAUAAAAACAUGAAUAAUCCUGAUAUAAUAUCCCUAAUGGUUUCCUAGCCUCCUGUGAUGGUAGGAUGCCUUAGAGAAUGUACACAUCUAUUGAUUGUAUCUACCUAUUUGACUUGCUCUUAGUAGAGAUAAAAAAAUAAAAAAAAAUAAACUAAUCAAA